Messenger RNA from Marchantia polymorpha subsp. ruderalis, 1153 nucleotides. The record is from the annotation of a GenBank genome assembly. Lineage: Eukaryota; Viridiplantae; Streptophyta; Marchantiopsida; Marchantiales; Marchantiaceae.
AUCGAACGAUAGACAGCGAGACCGAGACCGAGACAGAGACAGAGGGAGAGAGAGAGAGACGAAGAGGUCGCUGCUCGAAGGGAGAGGAGGAGGAUUUGGAACAAGGCGACGCUUCGUCGACGAGGCUGCUGCUGCUGCUGCGGGGCUGCGUGCAGUGACGAGAGCAUGUGAUGGGAUUCUUAGGGACCAUUUUGUUCGCCGACAGAGGUCGGGAGAAUGAUCAUCGCGAAGACCCGUCGGUAGACUCUGCAGCUGCCCAGUCUCCCGAUUGUACUGCGAGAUCAAGAGAACGAAUUCCAGCUAACGCGUCAAAACAUGCCAAGAUACGGCGUGACUGAAUCUGAAUUGGCACCAAGUGAAUCGACAGCAACUGGCCUUGGGAGGAAAAGGAAGGAGAGGAAACUUGGUGAAGGAAGUGGGGAAAAGCAGGAAGAGGAAAAUGAGUCGCAGGAGUUUAGGGGGGAUACAGACAAACUUUUGGAGUGUCCUUGUUUGGAUGGUAUGAAACAGGGCCCUUGUGGACCUGACUUCCUAGAAGCUUUCAAGUGUUUUAUUCUCAGUAAAGAACCCGAGAAAGGAGCGGACUGCGAAGCGAACUUCACUACGUUGGAGACGUGUUUGAUGGCUAAUAACGACGCGCUAAAAGAUGCCCCAGCGGGAAGGCAAAAAGGUGCAAACAUUCCCAAAAUACCCCCGAAGGCAAUAAAACUUCCACCGACCAUCGGAACCUGGCCACCACCAGAAUGAAAGGUUGGAUGCUCAGAUCUCCACUCUGACAAGUCCCGAUGCUCGUUGCGUAUUACCCGUGAGUGUUAGAAUCCGUCUCUUCCUCGUCAGACUGGAAGCCCUCCUGUUGAUCGAAGUGCAGUUGCCGCCACAAUAGGGGACUCGGACCUAGCCCUUCAUGUCGGCGGGAUCUUUCAGAAGUAGCAAACUCGAAGGUGAUGACCAUUUAAGAAUAGAAUCGUUGCAGACCUGCGGCCCUCUUUUCUGGGAAGAAUCACCGUCGUCAUCGAUAGUGAGAAGGAAUUCCCUCUAAGAUUUUGACCAAAGCCCAGUUUGAAUGCAUAGUUGUGUGUCAGUUGUAUGUGUUGCUAGAUGAAAAUCUCUAAAAUCACAGUUUUUGUCUUCCACUGAAUUCGUGGUAUUAGAC